GUUCCACGCGAAUUCCCCCACCCCCACCCCCCUUCCCUCAGCUCAGCUGCCAGCUCUGCAAUGGGAGCCUCCGCCGUUGCCGCGGUGUAGGUUUUCGUGCUCCUCCUUUUCCUCCUCCUCUUUCUCCUCCUCCUCAGGGCCCCAGUCAGGCCGAUCCGCUCCGUUCACGGUUUGCUUUCCUUUUGAGAAUUAGAAAAUCGAAAAUGGCAGAACUCUUUAUGGAAUGUGAAGAAGAAGAGUUGGAACCGUGGCAGAAGAAAGUAAAAGAGGUUGAGGAUGAUGAUGAUGAUGAGCCAAUCUUUGUUGGAGAGAUAUCAAGUUCAAAACCAGCAAUUUCAAAUAUUUUGAAUAGAGUAAACCCCAGCUCAUAUUCGAGGGGAAUAAAGAAUGGCGCACUCAGUAGAGGUAUUACUGCUGCAUUCAAGCCUACAAGUCAGCACUACACGAACCCAACAUCAAAUCCAGUGGCUGCCUCGCCAGUAAAUUUUCAUCCUGAAUCUAGAUCUUCAGAUAGUUCUGUUACUGUUCAGCCUUUGUCUAAACCUGGUUACAUAACAAACUCAUCACGAGUUGCAUCUAGUAAUUCUACAGAGUUACUGUUUGACUUGACCCAGGAUACAGGAUUAUCACAUUUCCAAGGUGGACCAACACUUUCUUUAGCAGGUGUGAAUGAAAGUUCAUUUUUAUCAAAACGUCCUUCUACUUCCGAGGUGAACAGUGUUAAUCCAAAAAAGCCUAAACCCAGUGAAAGUGUUUCUGGAGCAAAUUCCUCAGCUGCAUUUCCUUCAGCUAAAUCUCUUUCAGUGACAUCUCCCCAGGCUAUGUCAUCAAAAGGUACAAAUACCUCAUCAAGUCAAUCUAAAAAUGGCACACCUUUUCCAAGAGCUUGUCCAAAGUGCAAUAUUCAUUUUAAUCUUUUGGAUCCUUUGAAAAAUCACAUGAAGUAUUGUUGUCCAGACAUGAUAAAUAACUUUUUGGGACUGGCUACAACAGAAUUUUCAAGUACAGCAAAUAAAAACAAGACUGUUGAUUCAGAGAAAGGAAAGUUGAUCAUGUUGGUUAAUGACUUUUAUUAUGGAAAACAUGAAGGAGAUAUCCAGGAAGAACAGAAGACUCACACAACCUUUAAAUGCUUCAGUUGCUUGAAAAUUCUUAAAAAUAAUAUUAGGUUUAUGAACCACAUGAAACACCAUUUGGAACUUGAGAAGCAGAGUAGUGAGAGCUGGGAAAACCACACCACCUGCCAGCACUGCUAUCGCCAGUUUCCCACACCAUUUCAACUGCAGUGUCACAUUGAAAGUACACACACCCCCCAUGAAUUUUCUACCAUUUGCAAAAUCUGUGAAUUAUCAUUUGAAACAGAGCAUAUUCUCUUACAACAUAUGAAGGACAAUCAUAAACCCGGUGAGAUGCCAUAUAUUUGCCAGGUUUGCAAUUAUAGAUCAUCAUCAUUUUCUGAUGUAGAAACUCAUUUUAGAACAUCCCAUGAAAACACUAAGAACUUGCUAUGUCCAUUUUGCCUCAAAGUUAUUAAAAUUGCGACACCCUAUAUGCAUCAUUAUAUGAAGCAUCAGAAAAAAGGAAUACAUCGUUGUACAAAAUGCAGACUGCAAUUUUUGACAUGCAAAGAGAAAAUGGAUCACAAGACUCAGCAUCAUCGAACAUUUAUAAAACCUAAACAGCUAGAAGGAUUACCUCCUGGAACAAAAGUUACUAUUCGAGCUUCAGUUGGACCUCUUCAGUCAGGAUCUUCAGCUACACCUUCUAUUAGUGCAAACACUUCUACCCUUCAGGUCUCACCUCCAAGGACAAAAAGUGUAACUGCUAAAAAUCCCACAAAAUCUAACACAAGUAAACUUAAUACAACUAAAUCUAAUGCAAGUAAAUCUAACUCAAAUAAGCCUAAUGGAAGUAAAUCUAAAUUGAAAUCAAAAAUCUCUAAUGUGCAAAAAAAACAAAGCACUUUGGCUAGUAGCAAUAGAAAAAGUAAAGUCAAUACAGCUUUGAGGAACUUAAGGUAUCGUCGGGGAGUUCACAAGUGCAUUGAGUGUUGUUCUGAAAUAAAAGAUUUUGCAAACCACUUUCCUACAUAUGUCCAUUGUAGUUUCUGCAGAUAUAACACUAGCUGUAGCAAAGCCUAUGUAAAUCAUAUGAUGAGCUUUCACAGUAACCGUCCAAGUAAAAGGUUUUGUAUUUUUAAGAAGCAUUCAGAAAAUCUCAGGGGCAUUACUCUAGUGUGCCUUAAUUGUGAUUUCCUAGCUGAUGUUUCUGGCUUAGAUAAUAUGGCUACGCACUUGAGUCAGCAUGAAACUCAUACUUGCCAAGUUGUAGUAGAGAAAGUUUCUGUUUGUAUCCCAACUUCUGCUCAUCUUUCUGAAUUAAAAAGUGAAGCUCCUCCCACUAAGGAACAAAAACCGGUGUCUGAGGAACUUGCAAGACCUAAUAUGGCGGAAGAAGAAACAGAAACAUCAAAUUCUGAAAGUCAACAUGAUAAAGCUUCUUCAGAAGAAGAAAAAAAAAGUGAAUGUGAUGCAAAUUCAUUUGAAGCCCCAUCAGCAACAAAAAGUGAAGAAAGCAUAAUAGUUUCAGAUAAAGAAAAGGAUAUCUGUCUUGAAGACAAGGAAACUGGCUCAAAGAAUAUCUUCAGUUAUGAUUCAAAUAUUGGUGAGAAUAAAGUGGAAAAGGAAAAACAAAUUGAGCACAUUUGUCAAGAAACAGAGCUGAAAAUGUGCGAAAGUUCAGAAAACAUAAUUUCAUGUGAUCAGAUUAAAGAUCAAAACUCCAAUGAAGCCAGGUUUUCUUCAAAGAAUAUUAAGGAUUUGCGGUUGACAUCUGGUGAUGUUAGCAUUGAUCAGUUUUUGAGGAAAAGAGAUGAACCUGAAUCUGUUAGUUCUGAUGUUAGUGAACAAGGCAGUGUUCAUCUGGAACCUUUGACUCCAUCAGAGGUGCUUGAGUAUGAAGCCACAGAGAUUCUUCAGAAAGGUAGUGGUGAUCCUUCAGCCAACCUUGAUGAAGUAGUAUCUGAUCAAACAGAUGAUGUGCCUGGGGAAAAUGGCCCUAGCACAUCCGAGACAACAGUAGACCUGGCAGAUGAAAAAGAAAGAAGUUGAAAUUAGUUGUCAUUCUCAGUUUUAGUGUACAAAUGGUAAGAGCAUUUGGAACAGUGCUAUCAGGUGAGCUCAGUGGUGAUUUAGUAGAGUUCAGAAAUAGAAAAAUAUGAGGGAGGUCAUUCAUACACUUUCUCUGAACAACCUACAUUAUUACAGAAAUUAGUUCAAUAAUAGCAUGAUAGUAUGGAUUUUCAAGAGGUUUUAAAACAUGAACAGGAUUUUAAUGAAAGUUUACAAUAGAAAAGCUUCAUUUAACAGUUCUCAAGGAAAUGGAACUUGAUUGCCAAUAUGAAUUAUUAGAAUAUUAGUUACAUUUAUAAAGCAUUGAAAAUUCCAUCAGUCCUAAACUAAAAAUCUAUUACUUAUAUGUCCUUCUCAACUUGAGGGAAGAAAGUUGGAAACCACAUACCUUUUGGGAAUAAUUGAUUUAAAAUAAUGGCUAAUUGGCAUUGUUAAUGAAAGCUUUAUUUUGGGUAUGAUGCUGGUAAAUGCUUAAAGUGUGAAAUUAGCGAAGCUAUUGAGAAUUUGAAUGAACGUAAACUUAUUUUGGAUUUAAUAUAACAUUCCAGACUAUCAGAAGCAUGUAAACAGAAUAUUUGAGUCCAUGUACCUCCAUACAAGUGUUAGCCUGCCAGGCUGUAAGCUUACCUUAAUUAAACUUUCAGUGAAAGUGAAAUUAUUAAAAUAUAAAUUUAUAUUUGUGUUUUUUUGUCAGUGUGAGCUGUGCAGAAAUCCCUUCAUGAAUUAGUUGUAUAAAGUAGAAAUCCAUUGUUGAAACUUCUGUAGCUAUUAUGCUUUUAAUAUUGUUUUAAUGAUCUUUAGAAAUAGACUCAUGAAAAUGGUCUGGAUACCAAACCAAAGUAUGAUAUAAUAUAGAUACUGUAAAGCAGCAAACUGAAAACAUGUCCUGGCAUGAACUCAGCCAUGUUUCAGUGACUUUUCCUUUAAUUGUAAAAUAGAGACUUCAAAUGGGACCUAAAGCAGUGAUGUAAAAAAUUGGUUUGGGAUAGUUAGUCUAAUUUAUCCAUAAGAUGGCCACUAAGUUGAUUUUUAGUUGUUUUUUAUCCUCUAGGAAAUAAAGAUCUAGAAAUCAAUAAGAAUAACAGUAGUCUGCUUUGAAGUACUAAUAAACUUUUAUUUAAAAUGCUACAUUUUUACUUCUUAAAACGUGCUUUGAAUUCUUAAAUUUUGUUUCACUGAAUAUUAAAUGUUUUAAAUGUCUAUUAAAAUUCUGCUGUAUAUAGUUUUUGAGUAAAUAUUUGUAAUAAAAUUCUGUCCCUGAAUAAUUUUAUUUUUCAGAAAACUGCUUGAAUCAGAUUACCUGUGGCGCCUUUAGAAACUGUAUGCUUGUUAAGGAAACUUCAUGUUAAAGUUAGUGGUAGGGUUUCAUUCUGUAUUCUUUAAUUUGAUGUAUGAUAUAUUUUAAGUCAGUGAAGUAUAGGGAGAAACACUGCUAAUAUUUACAGAGAAUAGAUAUGUUUUCUAAACCCUUUCACUUCAAGAGAAAUAUAAUUUAAUAUUAUAGUUUUCUAUCUGCUCAAUAAAUUAAAGAGGCUAAAUAGGCAAAAUAUAUUAAGUUAUUUUCUUGAAUAUGGGGGAGGGGUGGGAAAACAAAUAUUUUUAUCUUUCCUGCUCCCAAGAAAAGACAGGGAGAAAGGAACCUAUUUGCUCUUACCCUUCACCUUGUUGAAUCAUAAAUCUAUAGAGCAGAAAGAUUUUGGGAGUAAUUUAAAACUUAAAAGAACAGGAAGUAAAAGAAAGUGUCUUUGUGAUUCACUUUCAGAAUCUCAUUCAAUUAGUUGCCAAGCCUAUGCUACAAAAUCCUAGAGCACUGUGGCAAAAUAAGUCUCUCAAUGACACUAAUGCCUUUUGAGCUUUGGGGUUGUCCCUUCUCCUGCCUCUAUAUACCUUUAUAGCAGUGCUAUUCAAAGUAGCUGUUCAAUGAACUGUUUAUACCUAUCCACUGCGAGAAAAGGAACCUGUACCAGACUAUAAAUUCUUCAUUGAGAAAGUCUGGUACCGAAAACAAAAAAGCAGUUGAAAUAAACAUUGUACUUAGUAACCUCAUUGGUAUUUGUUCUCACACAAUACCCUUAUCUCAUUUCUUAUUAGGAACAAACAGUUUGGGCAAGCAAACCAAACCUGUAUGUAGCAUUGCUUUAGAAGGAUGGUCUGCAGACUUUUUCUGUUGAGUCCAGGUGCUAAAUUGUGGGCCCUGGUCACAAUUACUGAAGUCUUCCUUGUAGCAUGGAAGCAGCUAUAGGUAGUAUGUAAAUAAUAGCCUGUUUGUGUUUCAUUAAAACUUUAUUUUAAAAAAAACAGAAUGUUGGCUGGAUUUGACUUUGCUUUAGAGUGUUUAUACUCCCUUGAUAAGACUGUGAAAACCAGUGAUGCACAUUAGUUAGUGACUCUUUUGCUUAAGAACUAACUAAUGACUACUGCCUUAGUAUGUUAUGGUUCCCUGUUAUCUAGCAAUAGGAUUAUGAUAGGUUAAAAGUGCAGUUCAGUGACAUUAAUUUGAUUAUAUUGAUUUGGUGGCAUGUACUUUUAAUUUACAUUGAAAAUCUAAAUGCUAUAUUUAUGUGUGUUAUUUCUUCCCCUUUGCAUCUCUCCAAUAUUGUAGGG
Messenger RNA from Phyllostomus discolor (pale spear-nosed bat), 5735 nucleotides. RefSeq names its product zinc finger protein 280D (gene ZNF280D). The coding region runs from base 204 to 3110 and encodes 968 amino acids. The transcript has 20 exons. NCBI's taxonomy places the organism in Eukaryota, Metazoa, Chordata, Mammalia, Chiroptera, Phyllostomidae. Gene Ontology annotation, biological process: regulation of DNA-templated transcription. Gene Ontology annotation, molecular function: RNA polymerase II cis-regulatory region sequence-specific DNA binding; DNA-binding transcription factor activity, RNA polymerase II-specific. The record is from RefSeq and is a predicted model, not a curated record.